CUACAUUAAAGAAAAGAUCAUUAGCACACAGCCGUGUGACUUCUCUUCAGUCUGUUCUCUGCUUGUUGGUAACGGCAUUUUAUUCCUUGUCUGCUUAUUUUAUUAAUUUAUUUUAUUUUCGCCACCCUGCUUGUUUGCUUGUGUUUUAAACACAGUCCUAAAUCAUGCCAUCGUGAAUCUUCACGUCGUUUAUGCAACGAGCAGCUGCUGCGCAACCAGUUUGUUUCUGCCUCCUUUUUGUCGCAUUGGAUUUAAAGGCGAAGCGGCAGAUUUGGAUAGCAACUGGAUUCAAGUUAUAAAUGGUGUCUGCCUUUUUUUCCGUCGCUCCGUGGUGGGAUUUAUCGGAUAUGGCUGUCUCUGAGUCGAGCUCUGUCUGUCGGUGAAUUUGGGUACGAGACGAAGGACACUCCGGGCAGGAGGGUAAGACAAGCGGAGAAGAACCCCGCCGGACAGCCGGAGACCAAACUGAACAGCUUCCAGCUGGCAGGCUGAGCAGCAGCAGUGGGGCCUCUUAAGACAGAGGAGACAGUGAAGGACAAGCCUGUCCACAGACCUAGGUCUACUGGAUCAUGGGUAAUCAUAAUGGAAGAGAAAGCCAUUGCCCCACAGGUUCCCCUUUAGACUUCUACCACACACCUCCUACCUCACCAUCAGAGGCGGAGCUGGCUGCAAUGGCCUUACCCUCUGCAGCCCCAUCUGAAAAGACACAGACUCCAUCACCGGCUGGCAGCACCACCCCCUCCAUCACCUCCUCAAUUGCAAACUGGACACAGAAAGUAUCUACUUCCUCAGAGUGGGCAGUGAUCAGCGUAGAUAGCAUCACCUCCUCAGAGACGAACGUGAGCAAUGCAGCUGCUCGGCAGGACAAGGCCCUGGUCAGUGUGGACAGUCCAGCAUCGCUGCCUCUGUCCGAAGGAUCGCCUUCAGAGCAGAGCUGGCAGGAGAGGGAUAGCGGGAUGGAGCCACAAGCUGCAGCAGAAAGAGCUGGAGAGGAGAUGACCUUGGUUUUAGUCAGUCUGAUGGAGCACUAUGGGGCCCCAUUAGGUCUAAAACCCAGCACUGACAUAACCACAGGAGCAGUUGAGCUGCUCAGGCUCUUGAUAACGGAGCGAGAACAGCUGGUGGAGGAGUUGGACACACUGAAGGAGACACACAGGACAGAGAGGUUGGAGUGGGAUCAGUUCCAGUGUGACCUGCAGGUUGCCGUGUCAGUGGCUGACCGGCUACGGAUUGAAUCGGAGCAGGCGUUGGGAUUGCUCCACGAGAGUCACAGAGCUGUGGAGGACCAGCUGGCUCAGGCCCUCAGCCAACAGCAGGAGAUGGAACAAGAGCUGAAGAAUCUGAGAGCCAAACACAAAGCCGUCUGCUGCACACUAAGUGAACUCACCAUGCAGCAACAGCACGAACGAGCAGAAUUGGACUUUCUGAGAAAUGUCUGCAAGAUGAAAGAUGGACAAACAGACAAACAGGCUGAUAGACAAGAAUCUGAGAAGGGACAGGCAGAGAAAAUACAGAAAAAUAUAGAGCAAGUUAAAGAGGAGACUAAAGCUAAGGAUGAGGCUAAUCAAAAUGUUCUCGAUAAAUGUGAAGCUCAUGAUUUCGAGAAGGAAAAUGGAUCAGAAAACAUGCAACUGACAGGAAAAGGGGUGGCGGAGGGAUACAUUCGCAGUUUGGCAACCCUUGAGAAGAAGAAAGGAGGACGUGGUCAGAAAGAUCCAAGGAGGAUUGUGAUGCUGACUGAAAGAUCUUGGAGUCUCUCUCGUCUUCCACUUCAAUCUGAUACUUCCAGCCAAAACGGGACUGUAAAAAACAUGAGCACAACAUUGCCCCUAUGCAAGAAAGAAGAGCCAACAAAAGGGAGAAGGAUGGACCGCAUGUUGCUACGGCAGGACAGUUGGUCCAGCUUUUAUACAGGAAAACCAGAGGAGGAUCCAAGCUCAGAUUCAAUCAAACCUCAGGAUGGCUUCAGCGCUUUGCUGAGGCGCCAUGGAGGCUCCAGAAGAAACUCUCUGCUGUGCUGGUGCCAAAGCCGGACUCAAGGUUACAAGAAUAUUGAGAUCACCAACUUCAGCAGCAGCUGGGAGGAUGGUCUGGCGUUCUGUGCUGUGUAUCACAGCUAUUUACCCACCCACAUUGCAUAUGACACCCUCAACCCAGCUAAUAAGAAGGAAAACCUGGAUUUGGCUUUUAAGACAGGAGAGUGUGUGGGGAUCACAGCUACGCUGACGGUGGAUGAGAUGCUGAAGACGGAAGGUCCAGACUGGCAGAGAGUCCUGGAAUAUGUUGAAAGUAUUUUCCGUCACUUUGAGAUGUGAAUUUGUCAUCCUGCAUCUUGCUGCUCUCUUUGCCUUCUCUGAGAAUCAAGAGCUAAAGGACUGAAACAACCUCUGCCAACAAUGAACCCAGCAGUCAGCAGUAUUAGCAUCAUGACUUGAUUUUAUGUAUCGAUGCCAUUUUCUUCACACUGAGACAGUUAGAAAUCUCAGUAAAAGAAGAAAAUGCAUUCCACUUUUUUCUACUUGCACAGAAUAAACGGUGAUUCUGAACAACUACAAGGGAAAUGCACACAAGACACUAAACUAUAUUGAGAAGCAGAAAAAUGACCUGCUAAGAAACUAGUUCCACUGGGUGCAUUUCAUUUGCACAGAAUGGGCGUUAAAAAUGUUUAGGAGCACUUUAGUCAUGGUGACACAAAUGUGACACAUUUUAAAUGUAAUAUUUCAAAAUCUGGAUCACUUUAUUUAUCUUUGUUUUUAUUGUGUAGCCUAUAUCUCAUGUCAAAACUGUCCUUGUGUGCAUGUAUCCAAAUGUAAAAAAAACCACAAAACAGAGCAGGCAUCUACCCAGAUUACUUUGACAUGUUUUAACCAUAAACACUACUGGCCCUGUCUGAGGAUGGUUGCAUUUGAGGAAAUUUAUAUUAAAUGUAAAUGUG
Molecule: messenger RNA, 2935 nt
Organism: Melanotaenia boesemani (Boeseman's rainbowfish)
Lineage: Eukaryota; Metazoa; Chordata; Actinopteri; Atheriniformes; Melanotaeniidae
Product: cytospin-A-like
Exons: 12
Coding region: 570-2315 (581 amino acids)
Molecular function (GO): protein binding
Source: RefSeq, a predicted model, not a curated record